CAUUUUUCCUGGUUGGAAUUUAGCCGAGCAAAAUAAAUGGUUUUUUCCUUGUCGAAUCGUCUGUUUAACAUCGGAGUUCACUACUUGGAUGACAACAAAUCAUAUUUCCAAAUGAAAGCCAGGGCACAGGGAAGUGAACUGUUUGACUGCAUUUGCCACUUGUUGGGACUCGAGGAUAAGGAUUAUUUUGGUCUCCAGUUCAUCGACCGAAACGGAAAUUUGGCUUGGCUUGACAACGAGAAAACUUUGAAGAAACAAAUUUGGCAUUUAAAGAACCGAGAGCUACUUUUUAGAGUCAAAUUUUAUAUCCCCGAUCCUUCUUCCCUCGUAAAUGAAUUCACAAGUGUUCGCAGCUGA
This is a messenger RNA of Octopus sinensis (East Asian common octopus), 357 nucleotides long. RefSeq names its product FERM domain-containing protein 5-like. The coding region runs from base 37 to 357 and encodes 106 amino acids. The transcript has 5 exons. Lineage: Eukaryota; Metazoa; Mollusca; Cephalopoda; Octopoda; Octopodidae. Gene Ontology annotation, molecular function: guanyl-nucleotide exchange factor activity. The record is from RefSeq and is a predicted model, not a curated record. Gene Ontology annotation, cellular component: cytoskeleton.